Molecule: messenger RNA, 2352 nt
Organism: Mesorhabditis belari
Lineage: Eukaryota; Metazoa; Nematoda; Chromadorea; Rhabditida; Rhabditidae
Source: the annotation of a GenBank genome assembly
AUGGAUUUGCCGAGCGAAUCGCCUUACUCGGAUGACGUGAAAACUGCCAAUGAGUUCGACCCCAAAGACUACAGAGGAGAAGACGUUAGACCAAAAGAGCCACCAGAGAUUGAUUUACCGAACGAAUCGCCUGACUCGGAUGACGUGAAAGCUGGCAAUGAGUUCGGCCUCAAAGACUAUGGAGGAGAAGACGUUAGUCCAAAAGAGCCGAGCUACGUGGUCGUGAAAGAUAGGGAAGAUGGAAAACCACGCGGAUUGCCCUGCAACUCUGACAGAAAUCUCUCGUUGGCAACUCUAUCGCAUACGUUUCCUGGGGCCACUGGGUUGGAGUUCAAAGAUCCGAAGGCGGAAGCGAGUCGGGUUGUUAUGUUUGAUUCAGCUCGCUCAUUGUUUAUGUGCCCUGCAGACGGAUGGAAAAAUCAAAUAUUUACAGCAAUUUAUCCACGACCACCACCACCACAACCAGGAGUGAUCCGAAUCACGUUGAUGCCCGAGGGAAUCGUGGUGAAGGAGAGCAACAUAUCUUUGUCAGAAAAUGUGAUAACACAGGAGGCUGUCAAAAAUCUGUUUUCCCUCCCUCCGACUUCGAUCCUUAAGUUGCGUUAUGGUGAGAAUGAAGGGGCGAAAUGGUGCGAUUUGGAUUCAACUGGCUCGUUUUUGCUUCCUGAAGGCUGGUCAACUAUGGAGUUCUUUGUCGAGUCUCGUUUACCACCACCACCACCACAACCACGAGUGAUCCGAAUCAAGUUGAUGCACGAGGGAAUCGUGGAGGCUGUCAAAAAUCUGUUUUCCCUCCCUCCGACUUCGAUCGUUAAGUUGCGUUAUGGUGAUAAUGAAGAGGCAAAAUGGUGCAAUUUGGAUUCAACUGGCUCGUUUUUGCUGCCUGAAGGCUGGCCAACUAUGGAGUUCUUUGUCGACUCUCGUUUACCACCACCACCACCACAACCAGUGAUCCGAAUCAAGUUGAUGCACGAGGGAAUCGUGGAGGCUGUCAAAAAUCUGUUUUCCCUCCCUCCGACUUCGAUCGUUAAGUUGCGUUAUGGUGAUAAUGAAGAGGCAAAAUGGUGCAAUUUGGAUUCAACUGGCUCGUUUUUGCUGCCUGAAGGCUGGCCAACUAUGGAGUUCUUUGUCGACUCUCGUUUACCACCACCACCACCACAACCAGUGAUCCGAAUCAAGUUGAUGCACGAGGGAAUCGUGGAGGCUGUCAAAAAUCUGUUUUCCCUCCCUCCGACUUCGAUCGUUAAGUUGCGUUAUGGUGAUAAUGAAGAGGCAAAAUGGUGCAAUUUGGAUUCAACUGGCUCGUUUUUGCUGCCUGAAGGCUGGCCAACUAUGGAGUUCUUUGUCGAGUCUCGUUUACCACCACCACCACCACCACCACAACCACAACCACGAGUGAUCCGAAUCAAGUUGAUGCACGAGGGAAUCGUGGUGUGGGAGCACAACGUAUCUUUGUCGGGAAAUGUGAUAACACAGGAGGCUGUCAAAAAUCUGUUUUCCCUCACGCCGACUUCGAUCGUUAAGUUGCGUUAUGGUGAGAAUGAAGGGGCGAAAUGGUGCGAUUUGGAUUCAACUGGCUCGUCGUUUUUGCUUCCGAAAGGCUGGCCAACUAUGGAGUUCUUUGUCGAUUCUCUUUCGGAGGGCGCAGCAAAUAGCACUUCAAAAAUUCUCAACCAUUGGGAAAAUCGUGUUUUUUGCAUUGGAGGCCGUGGUGGUAGGGUGGGAUCAUGCGUCUUAUUGAAUAAUAAGCGCAUUUUGACCGCUGCGCACUUAUCCUUCAAGCUUGGAGAAUGGUACCCAAUCAAAGGACCCGGUUUGAAGGGCAGUUUGGAUGUGCGCGUGCGCUGCGAUUUGAUUUGUAACCAUUUCGAUUUCGCCGUACUUAGUUCGGAUUCUCUUGAAGACCUUCAACUGUCUACAGAGGAACUGAAUCCCGGCUCUAGAUAUUUCAUAAUGGGCUAUCCGGUCGGUCUUGAAGCUUCUAGGCCGACGAUCACACAAGGAAUCAUCAAAGGGACGUGGUUGAAUGGCAGUUAUCUAGUCGGAACACCUGGUUCGAAGCGAGGAUACUCGGGUGCUCCGGUCUUUGAUGAUUCUGCACGUUUGGCAGGACUAUUGCUGGGUGGAACAAACGGAUUAGAGGUCAAUACAACCAUUCAAGAAUGUCUGGAUUCUCCUGUGGAACAGAAAUACGCGAGAAUCUUGAGCAUCGCAGUAUUUACUGCAUUCUAUGAUACUUUUGUCCAAAAAAGGUAUUACGGACCAGGAAUCCUGAAACUGUCAAUGAUGCGAUGGUUGUUUGGAAAAAUUAUAAUAUUGGAUACAGAUGGUGCUUCGACAAUAAUGUACGUA